Molecule: messenger RNA, 1651 nt
Organism: Anguilla anguilla (European eel)
Lineage: Eukaryota; Metazoa; Chordata; Actinopteri; Anguilliformes; Anguillidae
Product: M1-specific T cell receptor beta chain-like
Exons: 9
Coding region: 110-1234 (374 amino acids)
Biological process (GO): cell surface receptor signaling pathway
Cellular component (GO): plasma membrane
Source: RefSeq, a predicted model, not a curated record
UUUUGCUUGUUUGUGUGAAGGAAGGCAUUUAAUGCUCUGUGGUGGCAGUGUUAUUUGAAACAGAAAAUAAACUGAGGUAGCUUGCUUGCGGCGCUAGGUUCCCAUCAUCAUGAUCGGACUCCCCAUCGGCUGCAUUGUCACUCUACUCUGGCUCACAGACCCUUCCCUGUGCAGCAAGGUUUCCCAAAGCCCUGCUCACCUGGCCCAACAGGUGGGAGAAUCCGCUCAGCUUCAGUGCUCACACAGAAUUGCGGGAUACGAUCGUCUUCUCUGGUACCUGCAGUCUGGAAAUGGAGUUUUCACGUUCCUUGGGUAUAUGAAUUUGAACUUUGGGUACCCAGAGGAUCAGUAUAAAGGAAAAUUUUCACUCCAAGGUCAGUUGGUCAGAGGCGGUGUUCAACAGUACCCCUCAUCCCUUCUCCAACGGUCCGGAGAGCCCGCUACUCUCCACUGCUCACACAACAUCUCCAGCUACAACAUGAUACUCUGGUACCGCCAGCCCAGGGGAGCUGGGGCUCUGGAGCUCCUCGGAUAUCUUCACCACGACAACAAGAACGUGGAGCCCCCGAUGGAGACAAGACUCAAACUCGAAGGAGAUGGAAAAAAGUCAGGAACCAUGACGAUCUCCAGCGUCACGUCAGCGGACGGCGAUGCGGUGUACUUCUGCGCAGCCAGUCACAGGGACAACAACAGGGAAGCUUAUUUUGGAGAUGGCACAAAACUGACGGUUUUGGAACCAGGUGUCAACAUCACAAGACCCAAGGUGAAGGUUCUGCCGCCCUCCAUUCGGGAAGGCUGUGUGAAGAAGAAGACGAACCGGACCCUGGUGUGCGUGGCCACGGGCUUCUACCCCGACCACAUCACCGUGUCCUGGAAGGUGAACGGGGUGAGCGUCACCAGCGGGGUCCGGACGGACGACACCGCGCUCCGCAAUAAGGACAAUAGGUUCUACAGCAUCACCAGCAGGCUGAGGGUCUCGUACAGGAAGUGGUUUGACACCAGGAGCACCUUCACCUGCCUCACCAGCUUCUACGAUGGCAGCGAUUACCAGGAAGAUAAAGACUCCAUUAAAGGAGUCAACGGUGGUGGUAUGGAUCGAGAAUACCUCCUGAAAUCGGGCCUGACUGCAAAGCUGUCUUACAGUGUCUUCAUCGCAAAGAGCUUCCUGUACGGACUCUUCAUCAGUGCAGUGGUCUGGAAGAUCCGGAGCUCAGUGGCUAAGCGCUACGAAUGAGCGGAGCUACCUUCAGGCGCUCUUGUUGCUGGUGAACGGACACAUUUGGAGCUGCAUUCUUCGGCUAUUAAUAAGCUGCACAUAAUUACAGCCUUUUUUGCCCUCUCACUGGGGGGUUUUGUUUCCUUUCAUGCUCAUUCUAACCUUGUAUUAUUUGUACUUCAGGACAUUCUGCCUGCAUAUCUCUUUCAAUGCCUGUGGUUUAGUGACAAUGUGAUUUGCUUUGGUUCUGCUAAAUUCUUUUAAAAUUUUUAUUAUAUAUAUAUAUAUUUUUUUUUUUUUUAUAUUGAGCUUUUCCCCAUAUAACCUUUUUAUAUGUAACUCAAAGCAAAUUGUUGUUCAACGGUCGCUAAGUGUGUAUUUACCGGUGAAUAUUCAUGUUUAUGAUCUAUUAAAACUGUUCUUUUGCAAACAUAA